Messenger RNA from Zychaea mexicana, 1077 nucleotides. RefSeq names its product Leo1-like protein-domain-containing protein. NCBI's taxonomy places the organism in Eukaryota, Fungi, Mucoromycota, Mucoromycetes, Mucorales, Lichtheimiaceae. Gene Ontology annotation, cellular component: nucleus; Cdc73/Paf1 complex. The transcript is spliced from 4 exons. Gene Ontology annotation, biological process: positive regulation of transcription elongation by RNA polymerase II; transcription elongation by RNA polymerase II. Gene Ontology annotation, molecular function: RNA polymerase II C-terminal domain phosphoserine binding. The record is from RefSeq and is a predicted model, not a curated record. Bases 1 to 1077 code for a protein of 358 amino acids.
AUGUCCGACGACGAUGGACACGACUUUGGCAAUCUAUUCGGUUCCGGGGAUGAAGCUUCAGAUUUAGAAGGUGAACAAUCAUUAUCACCCUCACCUGGUCCUCAAGCGCGUUCACCGAGUCCUGAAGCCAAUGCUUACGACAGUGACGAACAAAGUGAUAAUGAACGGAAGGCAAGCAAAAGACCCGCAAGACAACUGGAUUCUGAUAAUGACGAGACAAGCGGACGUAACGAUGAUUUCGAUAAUAACGAUGAAGAAGACUACGGAAGCGAUCAGGAUUACGGCACACAAAAGAAACAACGCAUUGAGGUUGAAGUCAGAAUGCCAUCAUUACCUCUUCCUGUAACAUCGGAUGGCAAGUUUUAUCUAGCAAAGGUUCCACGCUUCCUUGAUAUUGAGACAGAGCCAUUCGAUUUGGAACAAAUUCGAGCACAAAAUGAAGGUAGCCUUGGUCAAGGACAAGAUGAACGCGUUUUACAGCAAAUGGAACACACGCUUCGAUGGCGAUUAGGUGUAGACGAUUAUGGUGACACGAUCACAGAAAGUAACACACAUUUUGUCGAAUGGGAGGACGGUACAACAUCGCUUCUUGUUGGAAACCAAUUAUUCGAUGCAACACGGAAAACGCUCGGUAAAGAAGAGCAUACAUAUUUACUUGCUCACCAAACAUCAUCUGGUGUUUUGGAAAGCCAGCUUGAAGUAACCGAUCAAAUGACUUUCCGGCCCUACGAUAUCCACAGCGACACGCACCGACAACUAAGUGGAUCAGUUUCAGAACAAGCCAAAAAGAUUAAGACCAAAAUGUUCUUUACUGAAAAGGAUCCGGAAGCAGUCAGAAAUAGUGUAGAGAAGGAAGAACAAGAGCGUCAAAAAGCACAAAAGAAAUUGGAGAGCCAACGAAAAAGGGCCGAUGAUCGAUACACAACAACAUCACACAGAGUUACUGAUAACUAUGAGUACGAUGAUUUCGUUGACGACGAAGAUGAAGAGGAGGAAGAAGAACAAGAAUACUCAUCGGGCGAAGAAGAAGAGAGAGAGCGAAGGCUCACUCGACUCAAGCGUACAGCAGAUUUCUGA